UAACUAGUUAUUUAGUUUAACUACGGUAUUACAUAACCACUAUCAGCAUCGACCUCCUCACUGAUGCAGAAGCAGGAUCAGGCUCUGCCAUUCAAAUGUUCAGAUAUAAUCAUAAACACGCGUUUCAUAUAUAUAUUUGAAUGUGUUCUUGUAGCCCUCCCGGCGGGUAUUCCGAGUUAUCCCAACCCUGUUUGUCCCGAUGGACCGAAGCAUUUUAAAUGGCGGCAGAAAAGGCACGAAAGCUUCAAGGCCCUGUAGUCGCUGAGCCAGCAGCCUCUUCGAUUUUGGCUGCCCACCUUGCGCCUCAUCUGUCUCCUAGCACAAACCAGAGACAUGCAAUCAGCCGGGAAACUUUCUCCCAGCUACGCCAAGAGAUUUUGGGCCAAGAUGAAGGGGGCCAAUCUAAUCUGGAAGAGAACAUCACCGAUGUGCAUAGCUUAAUAUGCGUGGUGAUAAAAGCUGGUCUACAGCCGGCUUUCAAGUCCCAAGUUUUGGGGGAAGAAUUGGAGGGACAGAUCCUAGACUGCCUUGACAUUAUACGUUUGGCAGUGCAGAGAUCACCUCAAGUCCUCCACGAGAUAUCUGACCCUGAGAUCCUUGGGAAGAACGAUAUUCAUGCUCCCCUGUUUGCCUGGCUUAUUCACGAGCUUUUCUCUCUCCUCUUCGUAUGGGGUCAAUGCUCUAUCAAAGACAAGAUUUACAGCCUCCUAUCUACCAUCUAUGUCUCUCAAUUCAGGGGGCCCCAACUGUGGCAUUCGUCCCGGUCAGUGCAUACACUGAUUCAAGCUUGUACUGGCGAUAUACUAUAUUCUCUGGAGGCCAUUGGCACUUCAGAAUCCGGGCGUAAUGUCGCGUUGUAUUUCCCCGGACCCUCGAGCAUCUUAUUGAACUACCUAGACAAACUGUCUCUCCCGCGUUCGAUGUUCUGCAAAAGGAUCAAGCUAGGAACCCCUAGAGAAGCUGUUAAGUUCUGCCUUCAACUUUUCGAGGCGGUAGCCUGCCAUCCGUUUCACACUUCCCUUCCAGCAUCCGCAGCAGCCAAUCUUCGCCGGGUGCUUACUUGGGUACUCAACAGUCAACAACAGCUAUGGACGGUUAUGCUCGAAUGGUUUGAGGUGGCCAAGAUCACACAGGUAGAAGAGCAGUUGAUGAACCUUCUUGAUUUUAUCACGCUCUCGCGCAAGUUAUACUCACAUGCCUUGAAAUUAUCGCAAGGGUUGUCGCUAGACCAACAAGCAAGACAUAUAUGGCUACAGUGUGGAAUCGAUUUGCUGAACUCAGCAAAACUUGAGCAAAACGCAGAUGUCCAACAAGCACUAAGCCAGCUACUAAGCGAUGCUAUACGACUUUCGCUCACUUCCCCUGAAAUUGGCCGUUUUAUUGAGGAUCACUUCUUUGAACCCCUAUUUGAUCGAAGGAAGGAUGAGACAGGAUUUCGAAAUUUGCACCAGUCAUUUCAGAUGGUGAUUAUCAGGAUCCUAAAUCGGGAAUAUGGCGUCCCAAAAGACGUGAUUGAUGCAAAACUACUCGCUCUCCCGAAUCAAAGCCGUGAUUCGAUCACGACGUCCGCCCGGAAAUCUCCAAGCCGGCCCAUUCUCGAGGAUAUUAACCCUUUUGACAGCGAUCGAGCACGGAAGAGACCCCGGCUCUCUAACAUAGAGGAAGAUAUACCCGUUGCAGACCUUGUGCACACCGUUACAACCACUGUAUAUCAUCUGCUUGCUUCUCAUCCAACAACGGGUACGGACGGGUUAAGCCAAAUUGUUUUAGAUACUUUACCCAAGCUGCCGGAGGAAGACCAGUGUGAAGUUUUGGCUAAGGUUGGACGGAUUGCUUGUGCUGGCGCGGGAACUUUGGUGAUGGAACAUCCUAACAAUGUUGCUGGGCCACAAUUCCGAUGUCUGAUAUGUGACACCAUUUCACCAAAGCCUUCCACCAAUAAACCUCGGAAGAGCUUACAUUUCGGAGAAGUAUGCAAAACCAUGAUUGAAAUUAUACCCAUUCUUCAAGGAUCUAGGAAACCUCGAAUAGCCGCCAUGUUUGCGAUUAGGAAUGUCGUAAUGCAUGAUCCGAAAAGUGAAAACGUUGGAAUACUUACGUCCCCUCUGGGCGAAUGGUGCCUUCAAUCUUUGCGCAGCUCCCUUAGAGAGUUGAGGAUGGCUGCAGGACAAACAUUACCUGCCUUUCUACGGGAAAACCUGGACUCGGAUAUUCGUCGAGCCAAUUUCGUAACGGCUCUAGAAUAUUUGCAAAAUGUUCUCGAAAAGGUCGACAUGCCAAUUCAGGAAACCUCGAUUAUGGCUUUGGGUCGUGUGGCAGAAGUCUCUGGUGACGAGGAAAUGAACAUCAUUCUUCUCCGCCUUUUCGAAUAUCUUGGUCAUCCGAAUCCAUUUAUUAGUGGUAUUGCCUAUACCGGACUCUCCACGAUUGCCCAGCGUUUAGGAGUAAGCCCAGGUGCGCUUUGUAGGCCAUUCUGGAGGACUCUCUCUGUCGUGAUCGUAAAGAACCUCCAAGGUCGUCCACAGAUGGCUGAUCAGCUCUGUGACUUGCUUGGCAUGAAGGUCGAUAAUUUUUUGAGGCUGACUGAGGUCCAUGUUCUGCCGUACCUUGUCUUGAUGAGGAAGUAUGACAUUAUAGCACGUAUUGGAGCCAACUAUGAUGAGAAACAAUCCCCUUAUCAGCUCUGUACAAGAAAGAACAAUUUAGCAUCUAUCCUUACACUGUUGUUGACUCAACCGUCAAACGAUCAUAACGCGAUGGUUGUAUCAAUAUUCAACGAAAUGUCGCCUGAGUUCCAAGUCCACGAUUUGGCAGGAUGGGUUCGAGCAGAGCCAAUUCUUAUUGCAUGCGAACUUCUCAAGGGAUUGGGGGAUUCAACCAAAACUGAAAGAUCCAAGUAUCACAAAGCGCUCAAGCUUCUUGCAUCUCUUACACCGCGAAAGCCAGAGCAUGGAAGUGAUUCUUUGAGGGGGAAAGAGCUGGUCGCCAAUUUUAUUGAAGAGCAUGUUCUAGGGAUCAUUACCGAGUUCGCCCACGUCGUUAACGAUUUCCAAAUUCGACAACCUAUUGUUGAAAAGAAGCGGAAUAUUAUCGCCAUUGGAGAGAUGGUAAAGAUAGCGAAAGGUAAUAUUACCAUCGCUCUGCCACAGAUUUGUGCUUGCUUGCGAUCGGCGUUGGACAUACCAGAGCUUUGUGACCAAGCUUUCUCAUCGUGGAGUAUCAUCAUGACUUCGCUCGACGAGGUUGAGAUCGAACCUCUAAUCGACCAGACAUUCUCGAUUAUUAUCAAAAAUUGGGACGCAUUCCAGCCGGACGGACGGGACCGAGCAUUUACACUUGUUGGUCACAUUUUAACUGAGCAUAGAGCUGUUGUGGAAAAUGUGUUUGAGACCAUGCCUUCUUUAUCGGCUAUCCCUUCUAUGGCGGAUUACGAGCAAGAAAUCCAGCGCUUGAAGGGACGCAUGGAUGUUCAAACGCGAUUUAAGGCUUUCUGCCGACGAUGUCAAAAUGAGAACCAAGUUGUUGUUGAACAGGCGCUGAAGGAGCUUGACCAGGAACUGGUAAAAAACGAAGAAUUCAUUCACCGGGCCAUAACCAAUGAACAACCGGACGGUAUUGUGGCACUGUUGACCCGUUCACUAUUGGAUUGUUGUUCCAAAUUUAAUCCCACCUCUCCCACAAUAAUGACCCUUUCCGCGCGGUGUCUGGGCCACAUUGGAUGCUUGGACCCGAAUCGAAUAGAAUCGGUUAAAGAAAAGAAGGAUAUCCUUGUUUUGUCCAAUUUCGAUAGUGCGGAAGAAACCUUAGAUUUCAUCUUAUUUUUCCUUCAGCAUAUUCUGGUCGAAGCUUUCCUGUCAGCCUCCAAUACCAGAGCUCAGGGCUUCCUUGCGUACGCUAUGCAGGCUUUGCUAAAGCUUUGCAAUUUGGAUUUGGUCAUGAUACCCCGCUCUCAAGACAGUCAAGCAAAUGAGUAUUAUCGACGAUGGCUCUCCUUGCCGGAGUAUGUGAGAAACACGUUGACCCCAUUUCUUAACUCCAAGUAUACAGUUACUAUUGGUGCCAUUAGUACAAACUGUGACUAUCCUCUGUUUUCGUCGAAACUUAGCCAUCCUGAGUGGCUCCGAGCUUUUACACUUGACAUGCUACAGAAGGGGAAAGGCGAAAACGUGGUUAUAAUUUUUAGUGUCAGCAGUAGAAUCAUCCGAAGUCAAGACAUAUCCAUCGCCGCAUUUCUCCUCCCUUUUGCGGCCUUGAAUCUGGCGCUUAGUGGUGAUCAGGAUCAAAGGGACGAUUUGAAGAAGGAGUUGCUGAACGUCCUCCAGUACCCCCUUCCCGAAGAUAACCAUCAAAUCAGGGAGAACAUAAUUUUAUGUAGCGAGAGUGUUUUUUCCGUCCUCGAUUAUCUAUCUAGAUGGCUCCAGGGGAAGAAAAAGGAGUAUACUAGCCUCGCUGUGCCAAAUGCCCAUAAUCAUCGCAUAAGCCGAGAUCCGGUUCUUAGUUCAUGGGAGUCGCAAAUAAAGCUCGUUGAGGAGCUUCUCUCCUCUGUACCCGCGGAGAUCAUUUCAAAACGGGCUGUCGAGUGCAAAUCCUUUUCGAGAGCACUUUUCCACUGGGAACAGUAUAUACAGCAACAGCAGCAGCAGCACAAAGAUGACAAAAAGGCCGCCUCCCUUGAACCCCUUUAUCAAAGGCUGCAGGAAAUAUAUACUCAAAUCGACGAACCAGACGGUAUAGAGGGGAUCUCCGCUCAUCUUCAUGUCCUUAAUAUUGACCAGCAGAUACUUGAACACCGCAAAGCUGGGCGUUGGGUGGCCGCCCAGAGUUGGUAUGAGCUACAGCUCAAAUCAGACCCGACAAAUGGUUACGCCCAGGAGAAUUUGUUGACAUGCCUGAAGGAAUCAGGUCAACAUGUUGUUCUUCUCAAUCAAUUUGAUAGCCUCGAGUUGGCGAAAUCUACACUGCCAAAGAUGCUCCCCAUCACUAUGGAAGCUUCAUGGUUGACUGGUAGAUGGAACAAGUUGGAUAGUUACGCGGGAAUGGCCUCUGAUCAAGCUGUCGGAGACUUUAAUGUUGCAAUUGGCUCAGCUCUUAGUAUGCUACGGCAUGGCAAGCUAGGGAAGUUCAAAGAUACAAUCACGAAGUUGCGCCUUAACGUCGCGAAAGGACUCACGUCAAAUUCGGUGGCGUCGUUCCAUGCAAGUCAUGAUAGCGUCCUUAAACUCCACGCUCUCACCGAAAUUGAGCUUCUCACAUCUCCAGCACCCAAGACCCGAGAGGAUCGAAUGGCGCUUUUCGAGACAUUGGACCGCCGAUUGGACAUUCUUGGUGGUUGUAUUGCUGAUAAACAAUACCUCCUUGGGUUGAGGCGAGCAACAAUGGAAUUGACUGGUUCGUUUGAUUCGUCCGACAUUGCCUCGAUUUGGUUGCGUGUUGCUCGUCUUGCACGUAAAGCAAACUGCACCGAACAGGCAUUCAAUGCAGUUCUUCAUGCUCAUGAGCUUGAUGAUACGUCAGCUACCAUUGAACACGCCAGGCUUCUGUGGAAAGAAGGCCACCAUAGAAAAGCGAUACAGACUCUCGAAGGCGCAAUCGCAGCGAAUGCCUUUACUGCACAUGAUUAUGCUCCGUCAGAAGACACAUUUGUAACGGUUGCCCCUGAUCGACAGCAAAAGCAAAAUAUGGUUACAGCAAGGGCACACCUACUGCUUGCAAAAUGGAUGGACAGCGCUGGCCAAACACAGUCAGAAGUUAUCGUUCAAAGGUACAGGCAGGCUAUUAAAUUCCACAGUCGGUGGGAGAAAGCACAUUAUUAUCUAGGGAGGCAUUAUACAAAAAUCCUGGACUCGGAAAAGUCAAAGCCUUUGGGUAAAGAGGCGCAAAUAUAUUUGAGCGGUGAGGCGUCUAAGCUUGUCAUUGACAAUUUUCUUCGCUCACUUGCCCACGGAAACAAAUACGUUUUCCAGACCUUACCCAAAGUCCUGACCUUAUGGUUGGAGCACGCUUCAACUGUCGACCAACCCUUCGAUCCUAAGAGGGGUGACAAUGAGGAGUUUCAAAGAUACAGUAUGGCUCAGAAGAAAAAAUGCCUUGAUGACAUGCAUACGCAGUUGCGCAAAUACUUUAACCGGAUACCUGCUGCCUUGCUCUUCACGAUUCUACCCCAAGUAGUAGCUCGAAUUUGCCAUAGCAACUCUACGGUGUAUAGUAUCCUCACACAUAUUGUGGUGAAAACCGGAAAUUCAUUCCCGCAGCAAGCCCUGUGGACGAUUCUCGCCGUGUUGAAGUCUUCUUCCAAAGAUAGGGCCUCUCGAGGCAUGUCAUGUCUUCAGAAGAUAACCGAGGCAACUAAAAAAAUGAAAACUGAAACGUCGGCUUCGGAUCUUCGGACUAUUAUUAAUCAAGGACAACGAAUUUCGGAGGAAUUGUUGAAGAUGUGUAAUACGCGCAUUGAAGAUAAGAAGACAAAAGUUAGCCUGGCGAGAAACCUUGGGUUCAAUCACAGGACAGCGCCAUGCAGACUUGUUAUACCAUUAGAAUCGACUUUGACUCCAAUCCUACCGGCGAAUCAUGAACUAGGCUUUCUGAAAUCAUUCCGAGCGUUUCCCCACGACCCUAUUACCAUUGAAACCGUCCUUGACGAUGCCCUCGUUCUCAACUCGUUGCAAAAACCCCGGAAAAUCAAUAUCCGCGGCUCAGACGGGAAGAUUUACAGCCUCCUUUGUAAACCGAAGGAUGAUCUCCGUAAGGACCAAAGGUUGAUGGAGUUCAAUAGCAUGAUCAACAGGUUUUUGAAACGCGAUGUUGAAUCAAGCAAGCGACGACUAUAUAUCAAAACUUACGCUGUGACUCCGUUAAACGAGGAAUGUGGGCUUAUUGAAUGGGUUGACAACUUAAGGACUUUGAGAGAGCUCGUGAUCAGGCUUCUCAAGGAAAGGGGAAUCAUUCCGAACUACAAUGAAAUUAGGCACUAUUUGAACGAAGCGUGUGCCGAUUCGUCGAAGCUACCGCUUUUUACCAACAAAAUCCUUGCGACUUAUCCUCCCGUUCUACAUGAAUGGUUUGUUGAAAUGUUCCCUGAACCAGGCGCAUGGUUUGCUGCACGCUUAAAGUAUACAAGGAGCAGUGCUGUUAUGUCCAUGGUUGGCUAUUGCUUGGGGCUCGGAGACAGACAUGGCGAAAAUAUACUUUUUGAGGAGGGUAGCGGCGGUGUCCUCCAUGUUGAUUUUAACUGUCUUUUUGACAAGGGCUUGACAUUCGAUAAACCAGAAUUAGUUCCAUUCCGACUGACACAAAAUAUGAUAAACGCAUUUGGAGCAUAUGGAUAUAAUGGACCAUUCCGAAAGACCUGCGAGAUCACACUUGGCUUGUUACGACAAAACGAAGAUUCGCUCAUGACAAUUCUGGAGACUUUCCUGCACGAUCCCACAACAGACUUUAUUGGCAGAAAGAAACGAACAAACCCGAAAGUUCCAGAUACGCCCGAAGGUGUCCUCGAGUCUGUACGAAGCAAACUACGAGGUUUGCUGCCUGGCGAAUCUGUUCCGCUAUCUGUGGGAGGCCAUGUGGACGAACUGAUCAUUCAAGCCACAAGUAUAAAAAAUCUGGCCGCUAUGUAUAUAGGCUGGUGCGCUUUCUUCUGAGUUCGUUCUUUGAAUGGUACUCGCCGGGACGUAUCCAGUCUAAUGUCGUGAUGAAUUUACACGGGUUUAAUGACUGCUGCGUACACAUGGGUAUUUUUGUAUUCACUAUUUAAAUCAUACUGCUGAUCUGAGACCGAAUGUAUUAUUGAAACGCCAUGGCUAUGAAAGCCCAGCAGGACAUGUAGCCCUCCUUUUCUUUGUCGCCCAAAGUUUUACAUAAAGUUACAAAAAUAGUUUUGGGAAACAAACAAAUUAGUAGCCCUAGUGUAGGGAAUUGCUACCACCUUCCACCACCAUGACGGCUGCGACUUCGACUAGGACUUCUGCUUCGGCUCAAGCUUCGACUCCGGCUCCGACCACGGUCGCUGUAGCUGCUGUAACUAGAGUCCCGUCUCCUACGACGACGAGGGCUAUCCCUAUGAGGCCUUCUGCGGGGUGGUGGCGUUCUGGAACGAGAUCGCGGGGAAUAGGAAGGCGAGCGGCCGCGUGGGGAGCGAGAUCUCGAAAGUGACCGAGGACGAUAUAAAUCGUGUCUUUCCAUGCCGCGAGGGCCAGGAAAGCGUCGUGGGGAACCACGACGGGGCGGCGGAGAGCGAUAUCGACCUCCUGGCGGUGGCGGUCUUCCAGAGUCUAAGCCGCCUCGACCAUAACCUCUUCCGUAUGCAGGGCGGUCGAAUCGCCCAAAAUCACCCCUGUUUCGAGCCGGUGGAGGAGAGCGCGAAAACGUGCGGCGUGGUAGGACAAUAGAGACAUUGAGGACAGCACCGUCAAGUUGUGCUUCGUGCAUAUGUGAUAUAGCUGCCUCUGCAUCUGCUACUUCGUGGUAUAAAAUAUACGCGGUACCGCGGUUGGUCAUAACUGCGCGCGUAACUCUUGUUAGAAGAUGAAAAAAUAUAAUACGAUAAAAUCAUAAUACUAAUAAAAUAUCCACAUCACAUACAAUGUGGAUUCAUCGGCAAUUCCAAGCUCUGGAUCUCUCCGUAGACCCCAAAAAUUUCGCGCAGAUGAUUUUCAUUCACAUUCUUGGUUAAUUUCUCCACGACAAUCUAAAUGGAUCCGAUUAGCAUCAAAACAAUAACGCGAAAAUAAGCUGCAGAACUAGAUCAUAUCAAACUAGGACGGGUGGGACAUGACUUCAUC
Messenger RNA from Blastomyces gilchristii SLH14081, 8780 nucleotides. Its product is annotated as serine/threonine-protein kinase ATR. Gene Ontology annotation, cellular component: nucleus. The record is from RefSeq and is a predicted model, not a curated record. Bases 219 to 7640 code for a protein of 2473 amino acids. The transcript is spliced from 25 exons. Gene Ontology annotation, biological process: DNA damage checkpoint signaling; protein phosphorylation; telomere maintenance. NCBI's taxonomy places the organism in Eukaryota, Fungi, Ascomycota, Eurotiomycetes, Onygenales, Ajellomycetaceae. Gene Ontology annotation, molecular function: protein binding; protein serine/threonine kinase activity.